AUGAGUGUCCAGCAGAAAGUCAUUCAAUUCGGCCUCACCGAAGUAUUCACACCUCCACAGCCGCUCGUCGAUGUAGUAUUUGUUCAUGGCUUGAAUGGCCACCCAUACAAUACCUGGGCUACGCACAAACCUACCGAAGUCUUCUGGCCCACAGAUCUCCUCCCUCCAGCGCUCGAAGACCAGAGAUGCCGAAUCCUUACCUACGGCUAUGAUGCUCAGGUCACCGCUUUCAGUGACGGAGCAUCCAAAGACAAGAUCCAUAACCACGCCGAGCAUCUUGCAAGCAGGUUGGUGGCCAAUAGAUCUCUAAAGAGAGCUCUUGAGAGGCCGAUCAUCUUUGUGUGCCACUCUCUUGGUGGUCUGGUCGUUAAGAGAAGUCUUAUCCACUCCAAGAACGUUCGAUCCGACAAGAUUGAACGACAGCGCAGCAUCUUCGUCUCAACUUACGGUAUACUCUUCCUGGGUACGCCACAUAACGGCAGCGACAUUGCGAAAUGGGGUUCACUAUUGGAGCGAAUCAGUCAUGCUGUCCUUCCGAAGAAAUUCAUGGACUCACAGCCUCACCUUGUCCAAGCACUCAAGAGCAACAACGAAACGCUCCAGAACAUCAAUCGAUUGUUCAUCGAAAUCAUUAGUCGAUACCAUGUCUACUUCUUCCAUGAGUCUAAGCCAAUGGACUUCAAAGGCUCGCUACAGUAUAUUGUGGACGAGGAUAGCGCAGCUCCUGUCAUAGAAGGCGUCGAACGUAUGGGCAUUGAGCGCGACCACAGCCACAUGUGCAAAUUCGAGUCAGAAGACGCACCCGGCUAUGAAGUUGUUGCGGAAGCCAUCCAGCGCUACGCCGAAGAUGCUCCAGGGCUCAUCAGAACUCGUUGGGAAGAAGAGCACCGGAUCCGAGAUCUCGAGAAGCGAGAAGCUGCAAGAGAGCUAUUGCGAAAUAGUCCCUCUGCAAUAGAAUCGCUGACGCCCGCCGAGUCGACACAGAUCAGCCAGGCGAGCUCCCUGGGCAAUUCAAUGGGUACGGCUCCCCCUGUUCGGUCGCUACCUCCGCCUCCCUAUACCUCCUCGGACGUCUAUGAGAUUGAGGAGGUCGAUGAUGAGCAGCCAGUCCCUGUUCAACUACGUCGCUCAGACAUUGUCAGCAAGCAGGAGUCGGCAGACGAAACGCCCGCAGGCCCUCGUGUGGUCGCUCCUUUGGGUUUCCGGCCAAACGCACACUUUGUGGGCUUUAAGGAAGAACUGCGCAAGCUCCACCGACGCCUCCAGCAAGAGCGCCGGCGCGAUAUUGGUACAUGUUCUGUUGUCGUUUGGGGUGAGGUGGGCUGUGGUAAAACACAUCUGACUCGACAAUACUUCUACAAGCACCGCAGUGAUUAUCCAGCAGGUUCAUUCUGGGUCGAUUGCAGAAGCACCGAAACAAUCGCGAAAGGCGUGUGGGAUAUCGGAAUCAGCAUCGGUGCUCUAAAUCGCGACUCUGACAACAGGACAAUCCCUCCUGGCCCCGAUGAUUUCGCAGAAUCCGUCAGAGCGCGCCUGGAGUCUAUGGAAGGCUGGCUCAUGGUUUUCGACGGCGUUCUACUGGAAACCGACGAGUCAUUUGAUGCCUUCAGGAGAUUUCUACCAGAUCGCACCGGUAAUUGCAUUAUCUUCACCUCUGUUGAUCGAGCAUUGGUGCACAGGAACAGACUCUUGCACCCAUCUGGACUCAAAGUUGGCAAACUAUCGGUGACUGAUGCAACGACACUGCUAUACCAGAACCUCGGCAUUCGUCAACCCACCAACCUACAGCAAGAGAAAGCUCUUGAACUUGUGAAGGAUAACGACUAUCUACCUCUUGCCAUCUAUGCCACAGCGCAUGCUUUGAUCGAACGCGGCAAGUCCUUGGAACGCUACUCACACACGACGGCAGAUCAACGACUGAUCCGUCCGUUUCUGGAGAUCGUCACAGGCCUGCAGGAUCAAGGUCGGGUUGAAGCUGUCAACUUGGUCAACAUUCUGUGCUUCUUUACACACCAUAUCCCAGUUGCAUUAAUAAGAUUCGGAUACAAAGGUCUGUUUGCACCACCCUACGCGAUCGAUGUCCAGUCGCCCAGGUAUGGGAAUAGCACGCGCAAAGACUUGGAGAGCUCCAUCUCGAUACUCUUACGCAGUGGUCUGUUGGAGCGAACACUCCAGACAUGGACAACCUCUGGCUCAUCAUCGCCCGAAGACCGUCGGUCCGUGAAGACCGCCCACCUUGCUCAAAAGCGGCUACCUGGUACAGAGCUCACGACUACUCCCAAUGGAAGGCACCCACCACCAGGUGGAAUAUCCACCAAGCGUUCGAUCACGAUCAGAACCAUGGAGAACACGCCUCCAACGACUCUACCAGAUGACUCGAGUGGCCUGGACGAGCUCAUGCUGGGUCGCUUCGAGUCUAGGGGCACUCGAAAGCAUGACUACUGGUGGUGGCUAUGCGCUGCUGUACGGCUACUCGUCUCAUCAUUUGCCACUGCAAGCGAGAAGAUGCGAAUGUCGAGCGGUCCAGGUCUAGUCCGAGACUAUCGCGAGUAUGAGGCACAAGCGGCGCGCCUCUUCCAGCAUUUCCCGAAGACUUCCCUUAAUGCAACAGCAGAGCUUCGGCAAGCUAGACACGACAUUCGCGACCUGUUGAAGACUGUCAAGCACGAAAUUCGGGGGCAAUCUCUGUCGAGCUCCUCUGAGCUCAGCUUCUCCAGGCAGUACCAGGGUUCUGUAUUCGAAAAGGCGUCCAAUUCGUCGCAGGAGACGCAAUCCUUCACCACGACACUUAGCCCUGCUUCAACCUGGAGCUUAGAGCCAGAGCGUCCUCCUUCAGAAUCACCCACACAUAUGCACCAUACUCAGACCCAGAUCGAGGAUGAUGCUCUAGGCGGCGCGUCAGAUCCUGCUUGGGAGGAUGCACUGCUCUCUGACACAGAAUCGUGGCCCAUAUCUGACACCACCGAGAUACCUCGCUCGCCUCAAUCGCGCCGAAGCUCGGUGUUGCAUGCAAUUUUGGAAGGGAAACCGCGCCUCAAGCAACGGAAGGACCUGGGAGAAUUCCACGAGUGGAAAGCGCUACCGGUCCCCCCGAGCAUCAGUCAGCCUGAGCUCGCCUUCGAGCAACGCAACGGACGUCAAUCCACAAGCUCAGAUGCAGAGGCGGCCCUGGCGCUGGUUCACAAAGCAAGUCCUCCGCCAUCAAGGGAAGGCGGCCGGUUGCGCUCUACUAGUCGCGGCAGCACUGACCGGCCACCACUCGCAAUCAGGUCACCAAAUACUCCUCUCUCACCUUUGGCUGCUACUUUCCAACCAGGGCUUCCUGCAUCAAUGAGUCGACCUGCUAGCAAGACUCAGACGCGUAACCCAUCAUCGUCACCAAGACUUGUGCAGGCUCUUCUGAACAGCCAAGCGAGUGGCAGAGCAAGAUCGGACUUGCCACCUCUUCAAGUCGAAAGCAUCCACGCGACCCACUCUCAGGUCCAACUUCCUCACAGAUCCUCCUUGCGUGUGAGUCCGGGCACUGCUGCUCGCGAUGCGACACAGCUUCGUGUGCCUACCGGCUACCAAUCUGUCCCCAUGUCCCGAGACGCGUCAAGAGAAUCAGAACCGUCUCAGUCGGUCGCUACCAGCAGUCAUGCGAGUGCUAUGGCUCCACAUCGAGCGUUCAGCGAUCCUCAUGUGCUCGGCUUCGACCCACCCUCAAACUUUGGCUUCACUGGAGUACCUCUGGGACAUCCAGACAGUCUCGAUUUUGGACGAGUUGAAGAAUGGGCAAACCUUCCGCCGGUCCAGCCGGAGAUGUAUAAUCAGACCUUUCAAGGUCUAUCGAUCAAUGAGAACAUUCACUACGCCGCCUCCUCGAGGGAACCGCUCCGUCCUGGGGCGUCCGUACAGUUCGGCAGCAUGGAUCCGCUCAGCAUCGGCGAUGCCAGAGCGAGAGCGAGUCUUGCGCGAGAGGCGAGCAAUGAGCGAGCUCGAGGCCGCAGUCGUGGGUCUCAGAGCAGGCAUUCUCGAGGUCAUGGAAGUCAAGACAGCAGCCACUCUGGAGGUUCUGGCCUUUAG
This is a messenger RNA of Cyphellophora attinorum, 4065 nucleotides long. Its product is annotated as Protein SERAC1. NCBI's taxonomy places the organism in Eukaryota, Fungi, Ascomycota, Eurotiomycetes, Chaetothyriales, Cyphellophoraceae. The transcript is spliced from 5 exons. Bases 1 to 4065 code for a protein of 1354 amino acids. Gene Ontology annotation, molecular function: ADP binding. The record is from RefSeq and is a predicted model, not a curated record.